AUGGGGCUUUUCUCCGAGAUUUUGGCGGAAAGAUCGCUAAACUGUGCGUCGUUUAUACAAAGAGAUCUUCAGGUAGGACUUGAAAGCUAAUUCGGAGGAAUUACCAAAUAAUUUCUCCGAAAAUUUCUCGAAAAUUCGAUAAAAUUUAGGACGAAAUGUCAAUAUUGACAGAACAAAAACAAAAUUAUUCGAAAUUACCAAACAAAAUGGAUUUUUUGAGUGGUAAAAAAGUUUGAUCAAUGUUGGCAAAUUUACUAGCUUACAAUGCGAUGCAAUACAAUUUUUAUUGCAUUUCUGCGGGAGACCAGGUAAAUUAUGGUGAAAGCCGUAUAAAAUUGCGCAAUUCGAGGGCAAAGACUGUUUCAAAUUGUCCGUCAUAGCUUAUUACAGCCUUCAAAAAAGAUUUUUUCGAAAGAUCCCAGCAUAAUCAGACCAAAAUUUAUAUUAUACUAGGCAUUAGGUCAAAAGUUUCAACAAAAGCCUCCAAAACUCGUAUUUUUUCAAUUCUAAUCUUUUCUAUUUCCAGCACCAGUUAGCGGCGUUAAAUUCGACGCCAUCUAGCACAUCCCCGACGUUCGGGCAUGAUCUUCUGAAUGGCUCCGGCUCUUCUUCCUCCUCCGUUCACACAAAUGGCUCGGCCAACGGGGCCCUGUCCGCAGUCAACAAGCCCACACCCGAUGUCGAUUAUUUAACGCAGCUGCUGAAGGAUAAGAAGCAGCUAGCCGCCUUUCCGAACGUCUUUCAGCACAUGGAACGACUUCUGGACGAUGGUAAAAUUUUUGAAAUUUUUUUUAUUUUUCUAAAUUUUUUGAAGAGAUCUAUGAAAAAAAAUAUUUGAAAUUGUCCAUAAAACCGUGUUUUACAAUGUCGAUUUUUUAAAUCACCUUUUUACCGCUAUUUUGAGAUAAAAUUUUCAAUAUUUAGUCAAAGGUGUCUAGUGUAAUAUAAAAAAUUUUGAAAAUCUCAAAACUCGCUGUCCUAUUACAAACAGUAUUUCUUUCAGAGAUAAACCGAGUCCGUGUGGCCCUCUUCCAAUGCGGAUUUACCCGUGAACCUCUGUGUUUGCCCGAGCCCGAAGGCGAAGUUACAGUGCGACAUGAAAAAGUUUUCGUCCCGGUCAGCAAAUACCCCGAAUACAAUUUCGUUGGCAGAAUUUUGGGCCCUCGAGGAAUGACUGCGAAACAAUUGGAGACAGAGACUGGCUGCAGAAUAAUGGUCCGAGGCAAAGGCUCCAUGAGGGAUAAGAAAAAGGAGGAACAGAAUAAAGGUAAGCAGGAGUUUUUGAAAAAAGUUUUUUGCUCGAUUUUCACCAAAUUUUAUGUGGAUACUAUAAAUAGUCUGUUCGUAAAGUCGCUGGAGAAAUUUUUAGCAUAUGCACUGUGCAGAAAAAGUCAGGACGACAUCCAAAAAAGCCUAUUGCACGGUGCAAAACACCGAAAAUUGCACAGUGCAAAGUGACUUUUUGUUUUCGCACAGUGCGUGUCGCAGAAAUCACUCGAGCGACUUUACGGACUGGUAAAUAGGUCGUACAUCAAUCGCUGAAAAUUUUAACUCGCAGUUUUAGCGGCGGAGAUGAGAAAUUGAACUUUAUUUUUGCGAGAGAGCACGGGAAAUGAGGAGAGACGAAACAAAAAUUAUUUUUCGGCUGUUCCUUCGCGGUUUUCUAUGGUAAAAAGUUGUUUUUUUUUAUUUUUUUAUUAGAAUUUACGCUGAAAUUUCUGAAAUUUUUGUGCUGCUGAUCUAAAGACUUCGACUAAUUCAAAAAAAAAAUUUUUUGCACACUUUUCGGGAAAGUUAUUUUUCUGAAAUUAACUCCGGCUCACGUAUUUUACAAAACUGCUACUUCUAACAAGGAAAGUACUUCUAUGGGGUGUGGAGUUACAGGUCGAGAUAUAUAUCAAAAAAUUCGCAAAAAUUUUCUGAUUCAGAAUAUAUAAAAAUUAGCUGCCUAAUUUUGGUCUGAUGACAUGUUUUUGUCCUCAGAAGUUUUCUCGCGACACCAUGCAAGUGUCUUUUUGACCGUGUUUUUACCAAUAAAAAAAUUUUUUUUUUUGUGCUAAAAUAAAUUCUGAGGCCUUGACGAGCCUUAAAAUAUCAAAUUGGAUUACAACUACACCAUAAUAGUAGUUCCAAUGUAAAAAAAGGGGCUCUGUGGCAAAAGGAUUCGAACCCACGGGGCAGCCUUUCCCGUUGGAUUCUCAGUCUACCGCUCUAACCACUCGGCCACACCGCUCUCUUCCGAAGGAAGAGACCGAGCGCGCUUUUGUUGCCGGAGUUUUUUUCCUCGAGAAAUACAUUUAUUGAUAAAACUCGUUGAUAGACCAAAAUUAGGCAGCUAAUUUUUAUAUAUUCUGAAUCAGAAAAUUUUUGCGAUUUUUUUGAUAUAUAUCUCGACCUGUAACUCCACACCCCAUAGAAGUACUUUCCUUGUAAAAUUUUUCCAAAUCGUUUUUUUACAAUUUUAGGCAAGCCAAAUUGGGAGCACCUGAACGAAGAGCUCCAUGUUCUAAUCCAAUGCGAAGACACCCCCAAUCGAAUCGCCGCCAAAAUGGCCAGGGCCAAAGAAGAGGUCAACAAAUUGUUGGUUCCUUCGCCGGAAGGCGAGGACGAGUUGAAGAAGAAGCAGCUUAUGGAAUUGGCCAUCUUGAAUGGAACUUUCCGAAAUGGAAAUCAAAACAAUCUCCAGUUGGCGACGGCGUUGGCCGCUGCAGCUAAUUGUAAGUUGAUUUUUGCGUAUGAAUUUUUAUUGGAUUCGAUAUGAAAUCUGAAUUUUACAGAUUUUUCGUCGAUUUCAAAAAUCAAUAAUUUUUGUGACAUUUCGUUCAAUUGUCGAUAGAUCGACAGAAAUUGGAACUUUAACCUUAAAAGCAAGUGUAUUAUUGUCAAGGAUGAUUUUUUUUAAUUUUGAAGGUUUCCAGUGUGUUGACGAAAUGUCACAAUUGAUUUUUUUGGAAAAACCAAUUUCUGCGACUACUUUUCCGUAUUUUAAAACCAAAAACUUAAUUUUUAGCAACCUCCGCAGCCAGCGUUCUCCGCGGUUCACCGGCGCUCGCCGGCGCGCCAUUGAUUAUGCAACAAGCCACUCAACAACGAAAUACUCUCGCCGCCAACAACAACCUCUUGGCUCAACUCCAAAUGCAGGCCCUCGGCGGCCAAGCCCUUCUCCAACAGCCCACGGCCACCGCCGCGCAGGAUUAUCAACAGCUUUUGAUGGGGCAAUACGAUCAGUUCGCUCUGCUGCAACAACAACAGCAGUUGGCGGCGAUGCUGAAUCCGGCAGCUGUCGCGAGUCUCGGCGACUACAAGUACGACGUCAGCCAGCACGGUCAGUUGUUUUUGGGGGUUUAAGAGAGAGUUUUAGAAGAAGGUUUUGUCUUUUGGACGAAAUGUCAAUAUUGAUUUUUUUAUUGUCUUGUAUAUAUUUCUUUACUGAAGAGUUUUUGCAGCAAAAGUGAAGGUAAAAUACGAUGACUGAAGUUCUGAAUUCUGCUUUGAUUCAUUUUUGCGUUAUAAAAAAAUGUUGCGAAAUGUCAAUAUCGAUUUUUUUGGCAAUUUCAUUUUUUGAGAGUUGUUAUGAAGUUUGGCUUUAGAAAAUAACAUCGUACGACUUUACUUUCGUUGUGGGCACUCUUUCCCACUCUCUUACCCAUGAAAUUAAUGUACAGUCUGAUCUCGGGUACUCCAACAAACUUUCAAAUUUUUAUUGUAAAUAUGGGGCUACGGUAGGAUUCUAAAACCUGGAAUUCUUUGCUCAAGUCGUGUUUUACCAGGAAUUUUACGAAUCCAAAUUUUUUAGCGUUUUUUACGACGUUUGACACUUCGUAUAAAAAAUCGAUAUUUUUUGUGACACUUCGUCAAAUUCUUGGGAAAUGACAAAAAUCGAGUGCAUAUCACUUUUAUUAGACGCCAUAAUUUAUUGCUCAAUGUUUGAAAUGAUAAGCGCAUAUUUAUUCGACAAAAAUAAAUUAUUUUCGAUAUGACUUCAGGCGAGUUUUGGAGAAACGCUAACACCAAAUUUUUAACUUUCCAGCUUCCUAAUCCCCAACCCUUUUCUCAUUCCACGUAACGUUGGUGGCGCAGUUUCCCUUAAAUUACAUCCUAAUCUGUUCAUUGUAACCCAAAAUCCCCGUUUAGUGGUAGACUAAUCGCGAUAGACAAUAUGGGGCUAUGCUUUUAUUAAUGUCACUUUGCCUGUCUUACCAUUUUUACAUUUUUCGGAGUACAGUAGUCUGGAUACUGUAAUAUUUCUUUUAUUUUUUGAACCAUGCCAAAAAUAUUCGUUUUGGGGUUUGCACAGUGCAGUCAAAAUUUUUGUUUGAAACUGCACGGUGCAAUGGACAUGCGACGAAAGUUUUGCACUGUGCAAGCUAUUUUGUCGCCAAAAUUUCAGACCGUGCAAAAAAAAAUUCGUUUUGAACUUUGCACAGUGCAGUAACGAAAAAAGAAAAUUUCUGCACUGUGCAGUCCGAAAUAAGUUGUUUGCACUGUGCAGACUUUAAAAAAUAAAAAAUUGCACAGUGCAACCGGACAAAAAUUAAUUUUUGAUAGGGAUUACUGUACUUUCCGGAUUAUUGUAUUGGUAGUAGUAAAGCCUGUUGUCUGCACCUUGCAUACGGCUCUAUGCCUCUAAUUCUUACCGUAUUUAUUAAUAUUUUUGUUUGUUACAGUAAACCAAAAAUUUUUCGGGGUGAAUUUUAAGGUAAGAUACGAUUAGUUUAAUCCAUUUUCUAGGUGUAAUUUUAGCUUUUUUUGAAUCUAAAGCGUAAAAUGCGAAAUUAAAAAUUCAGAUACUGUAACAAACCAACCAAUUUUUAUCAAAUUCCGAUUUUUUCCGAUGGUCGUUGGGACUAACGAGGCUAAUACUUCUUCUUGGACAGUACUAGCACCGCCAUGUAACCACAAUUAACCCCCCAUAACACGCUGAAAAUUUCAGGUGCUAUUCUGAACUCGGGCGCGCAACAACGCCGCUUCCUGGGCCAGACGCGCGCCGAUCCCUACGACACCACUCCGAAGUGA
Molecule: messenger RNA, 5016 nt
Organism: Bursaphelenchus xylophilus (pine wood nematode)
Lineage: Eukaryota; Metazoa; Nematoda; Chromadorea; Rhabditida; Aphelenchoididae
Source: the annotation of a GenBank genome assembly